AUGCGGCUCGGGAUCCUCGCACUUCUACUGGCAAUCGCUCUGCUUCUGGUCCAUUCCGUGGAGUCGCAAACAAGCGAACCACCAACCACAGAAAGUAUGGGUACAACGCGUCGGAUGGGAAGAGUACCGAUUCGCGACUGUAUGCAUAAAUGGGCGAAAUGGCGGCGAAUGGAUCCAUGGGACGAUGACAAUGAUGACAACGAUGAUGAUGAUGACGACCGAGAUGAUUAGUAGGUUUGGAGUUAUAAUUUUGUCGUAGCAGAAAAAAACAGAUUGCGAAUAAAAUGAGGUUGUGA
Messenger RNA from Opisthorchis viverrini, 296 nucleotides. RefSeq lists its product as hypothetical. The transcript is spliced from 2 exons. The annotation marks the transcript as partial. The record is from RefSeq and is a predicted model, not a curated record. Lineage: Eukaryota; Metazoa; Platyhelminthes; Trematoda; Opisthorchiida; Opisthorchiidae.